Messenger RNA from Chironomus riparius, 764 nucleotides. NCBI's taxonomy places the organism in Eukaryota, Metazoa, Arthropoda, Insecta, Diptera, Chironomidae. The record is from the annotation of a GenBank genome assembly.
AAAAGAGAAUUGGAAAUCAUUCACAUCAGAUAUUUCCGUGAAUUCGCAUCGAUUAAAUCAGUUUUCUUAGUUAAAAUAAUUAACAAACAUUAAAAAUGGCUUGGGAAGGUAAAAAAUACAAGUUAGAUAAGCAAGAAAACUUUGAGGAAUACAUGAAAGCAAUUGGCGUCGGCAUGGUUCUCAGAAAGAUGGGAAUGACAGUCAGCCCAACAUGCUACCUCGUUAAGAAUGGAGAUGAAUAUAGCUUCCAUACUGAUUCCACAUUCAAAAGUUCCGUCAUCAAGUUCAAGCUCGGUGAGGAAUUUGAAAAUGAGACAUUGGAUGGACGUAAAGUUCAGACAGUCAUUACACUCGAUGGCGAUACAAUGACUCAGGUUGAAAAGGGUGAAAAGAAGUCUGAAAUCAUCCGUGAAUUCUCGGAUACAGAACUGGUUGUCACAUGCACAUUUGAUGAAAUCGUCUCCAAGAGAUGGUAUAAACUUGUUGCUUAAGCCUUAAGAUAUAAAAUCUACAUAUAUAUUGUAUCUGCAUGCGACCAAAAAAAAAAUAAGCAUCAAAUAAUCAUUGCUUCAUACGAAACUAUUACACAUAAAGUAAUAACUAAUCUCUUUGCAUUUAUUGAAUUUUUAUCAAUAUUUUUAAAAAGUUUUCCAUUUCUGUGAAAUAUCUUUUAUUAUUUCACAUCAAUUUAUAACAAGACAAUUGAUGUAGCUUUUUAUUAUCUACUGUAUCAUCUUGUACACGCAGAAAUGUCUUAAUAAAGA